Messenger RNA from Salvia splendens (bonfire salvia), 945 nucleotides. RefSeq lists its product as uncharacterized. The record is from RefSeq and is a predicted model, not a curated record. Gene Ontology annotation, molecular function: protein dimerization activity. Lineage: Eukaryota; Viridiplantae; Streptophyta; Magnoliopsida; Lamiales; Lamiaceae. Bases 1 to 945 code for a protein of 314 amino acids. The transcript is spliced from 4 exons.
AUGGACACAGCAAAGCAGACUAUAAGGGAUUCAUUGGCUGAUAAGCCACAAUUGCUCAAUGAAGUGCUAACGCACUUUGACAGGAGGUGGGAGAAGCAAAUGGAGCAAAAGUUAUAUGGGGCUGCCCUUUUCCUAAACCCAGCCAAGUUUUUUGCAAUAAAAGAGAAAAGCGUAAGAGAUGCUGCAAGACUAAGGGCGAUGUUCAAUGAUGUGCUGUGGAAGAUGAUGACUAUGAGAAGUCUCAAGGGAAGCUUCUCGAGGCCAUUAGCAAUAAAGGAUAGAGCUAGAAAAAAUCCAGUUAACUGGUGGGGAGCAUAUGGUGGCCUUGCAUACGAGUUGAUGAGUUUAGCAAAAAAAAUAGUUAGCCUUUGCUGUUCGGCAUCAGGAUGUGAGCGUAAUUGGAGCACCUUCUCUCAAAUACAUACCAAGAGAAGGAAUAGGUUGGAGCACAAGAGGCUCAACAAUUUAGUGUUUGUUAGCUACAACAGAAAAAUGGCCAACAGAUUUGCUAAGCUGCGUGAGCUCGGUUCGAAAGGCAAGAAAUACAAUCCGUUGCACCUUGACGAGUUUCAGUGGGAAAACGAGUGGGUUGAUGCCGGCUGUGAACCAGUUCAUCAAGAUGCCGCUUCUGAUACUGGUAAUGAUCUAACUUGGCAAAACGUGGAUGAAGCUACUGGUGCAACUCAAGGUCUAGGAGGUCGUAAUCUGCCAAGGGCUGCUGCAAUGAAAGGAAGAGUGGAUCUAAACAUGCUGCUGCUGCUGCAAGUAAAAGGACUAAGCAACCUAGGACAGCUGCAAUUCCAGUUGAAGAUGAAGUGUCAAGUGAAGAGGAUGAUGAAAUGGGAGAUGAGAGUGGAUCUGAUUACGAAGAUGAUGAAGAGGGUGGUGGAGGUUCAGCUGCAGGGGCUUUCCAAGUGGAUGAUGAUGUGCUUUGAGUUUGCUUAA